Molecule: messenger RNA, 1485 nt
Organism: Owenia fusiformis
Lineage: Eukaryota; Metazoa; Annelida; Polychaeta; Sabellida; Oweniidae
Source: the annotation of a GenBank genome assembly
AUCACACACAGAAAUACAAUUUCCCUGUGUUCCUGAACAUUUUGUUGAUCGACUACAAAAUGGCAGAAGUUGGAAAAGAAUGGUUAUUCUUUCUGUCCGUUACAGUCUUAUUUCUGACGGUAUUUUACUUUGAUAAAGAUUUGAAACAUUUGCUAAGAUAUGGCAUAUCUAGUCUGAUAGCGCUAGGUUUCCUUACGUUGGUUAUUAACUUUGUUCGGGGCAGACUAAAGCCAUGUUUGGAGCAUUCAACAAGUAAAUCAAAGCCAGAAUCAAACCAAGAGUUAUUAAAGGAAAAACAGAGAAAUGCGAGACAGAAAAUACAAGAUGAUCAUAUUGUUAAGAGCUUAGCAUAUGAGGAGAGAAUUCUCAAACCGAGAGAGGAAGCCAGAAGAAUAAAGAAGGAUAAACAGUUCUUCGAGUUUAUGGGACCAGCUUGGAAAGGGAAAGGAGAUAAGUUGGGAUGUCAGGAGGAAAUUCAAGAUAGUGAAAAGCCUCAUAAAGGAAAAAAAGAUGGCAGCAGCAGAGAUGCAGCUUGUGUUCGAAGGUUGCCUGAUCACAUUGAGAACCCCCCUACACCUCCUCAACAACCCAAACCUAAAACUAUAAGAAAAAUUGUUUUACCAGAUGAGCCAGAAGUAGGGGCCCCAGGAAGUGUCAACAUAGCUUUUAGGACACCAUUUGGACGGGUCUUUAAACGGCGCUUCUUGUACAGUGAAAAAAUACAAAUAUUAUUGGAUUUCAUGGCAACCCUUGGUUUCCCUGAGAGGGUCUAUAUGUUAAGCAGCUCAUACCCAAGACAUUGCAUAUCAAGUGACCCAGAUAAAACUGUCUUAGAACUAGAGCUAACCAAGGACUUGGCUUUAAACAUAGAUGAAAGAGAUGACUAGUAAUGGAAAGAUUAAGUUGAAGGGCCAACUAUUUAAACAGCUGUUACCAAUAAGAAUCACAUACAUGUACUUUGACUUUCUGCUUGAGAAUGAUGCAAUUGGCUGAACCUUUGAUAUCUUUUGGGGACUGUCACAUGGGAAAGUCCAUGUGACAUCAUGAAUCAUGUGAUUGACAACCUGGAUAGACAGGUAAACUUAAUAGAGAGGUUAAGUUACACGUUCAAUUGCAAACCGUGAACGCUCAAGUACACGUUUAAGAAAAUUUUCUGUUAAGCUACACGUCUGAAACCAUGUCAGUGGACGUGAAGAUUUAUGUGGUGACAGUCACUAAGGGUCAUGGCUCUAUGGUGUAAUGGUUAGCACUUAGAUCUCAUAUCCGUCAGGACUGGGCUUAAAUCCAGUCAGUAGAAUACAUUUUUGUCUUUUAUUUUUACUUUAUUUCAUAUUGAACCAAAAUUCAAUUACUUUAGUAUCACUUUUUGCUCAUAUCAAGGGCGGCAGUAAUAAGAAAGAAAAUGCCUCAUUCGCAAAUCAAAUGUACUGAUAAUACAAUAGUAGGCCCUGGUUGUCAUUUCAUUCUGUUUAGUAUAUAUACUGU